This is a messenger RNA of Mesorhabditis spiculigera, 507 nucleotides long. NCBI's taxonomy places the organism in Eukaryota, Metazoa, Nematoda, Chromadorea, Rhabditida, Rhabditidae. The record is from the annotation of a GenBank genome assembly.
AUGGCCCUAUCAAAGGCACCGCGAUUUAUCCAAGGUAUCUGGGGCCCGUAUUACGGCAGUAUACUCCCGGAAUACCACCUAAAUGAAGCCGGGCAAAGUGUCACUGGCGCACUAAUAGACGCGCUGUUCGCCAGUGAUUCUGAGUGUCAAAAAUUGGCCUCUACCUGCGGGAUGGCAUUACCGGAAUACCUCAACAAUCUGAUCCUGGAUUUGGCGAAACAUGAAAAUUUAGACUGGCACUUUUUGGCCAAAGACUUCCACGUACUACCGUACCACCACGGCAAUCGGUCCCCGAGGGCAAAUUCUAGCCUAAAAGGCGCCCUACACGGCUGUACUCUGGACAAUGCCGUACCCCAGCUGGCGAUACAAUACCUGGCCACUUGCCAGGCAAUUGCCCUCGGCCAUCGCCAUAUUAUUAACACCCUAAAUUCGGCCGGCUACCGCAUCCGGGAAAUUGUGGUGUCCGGAGGGUUGGCGCGGAACGAGCUGUAUUUACAGGUGGGAUUU